Molecule: messenger RNA, 702 nt
Organism: Apaloderma vittatum (bar-tailed trogon)
Lineage: Eukaryota; Metazoa; Chordata; Aves; Trogoniformes; Trogonidae
Exons: 5
Molecular function (GO): protein binding
Source: RefSeq, a predicted model, not a curated record
CUGAACUGGACCUGCAGGCUCCCUGACACUUGCUGGCACAUGCGGGCUACGUGCCAUCUGGCAGGGCCUUUGUCCCCUCCCUGUGAGGCCGUGGAGGUGAAGGGAGAGGAGAGGCUACAUGGCCAGGAGGGGACAUUUACCUGUCCGCCUCUGCAACCCUUCAGUGAAUACAAUGUCACCAUCUCGCUGCCACCCAGCACGAUCCUUUUCACGUGGUUGAUCAGGACAGAGCCAACAGUGCCAGACAAACUGGAGAAGCUGUGGCUGGAUCCCAGCACUGGGUCCCUCAAGUGGAAUGCGCUGCCCUCCUGCAAAGGGGAGAUCAUCGCAUACCAGUUGAACAUCACGACCAGGAGCGCCCAGGACGGCAGCUUCCUGCAGAUGGAGCGGCUGCAGCUGAGCAGCUCCAUCACCGAGCACCUGCUGUCAGUGCACAGCCCUGGUAGCAGCUACGUGGUGACGAUGCGGGGACUCACGGCCGCCGGAGUCGGGGCUGCAUCGCUCUGGGAGUUUCAGACCAGCAGCUCGGCAUCCCAAGGGACGGCCGUGCUCCCCCUGCGCCCCAUCUCCCGUCCGGCUCAGGCAGCAAGGGAGCACCAGCUCAUCGUGGUCACAACACACAACGGCACGGCCCUGGAAGACGCCUGCUCGGGGCAGCCGCGGCCCUUCAACGCCAGCCGGCAGCCCAGAGCCUACAUGGCU